GCUCUCUUCAUCAUAAGAUCAUUGGAAUUGGCAUCAACUGAUUUCUCAAUGCUAUCCCUUUGAGAUUCCCUUGGUGAGCACAAAGAACAUGUUAAAAAAAAAAAGGGGAGAAAUGCAAUGAUGGAGAUAAGUGAGUUGAAAAGAGUUUUGUGGAUUUGGAUCAUUAAGAUGGAAGAGUGAUGGGUGGUAGAAGCUAGGGAGAACCAGGUUGCUUAAAAGAAAGGAAAACUGACCUAAGUCAGGAAUAAAGAAGGUCAAAGUUCCUAUAGUGAAAUCAGGCACAUAAGUAGCCUCUGUACCUAGUGAAAAUGGAGAGACUUGAUCUUUGAAACAAAAUGGAGGGACAGCUAAGUGGUCCUAGCAUAGGCCUUAGAGUCAGGAAGCUCUGAGUUCAAAUCCAGUUUUAGGCACUUGUCACUAUUAGGUGUAUGUCUCUGGGCAAGUCACUUAAUCUUUUUUCUUUUGAAGGAAAGAAGGAAGGAAGGAAGGAAAGGAAGAAAGAAGGGAGAAAGGAAAGAAAAGAGGAAAAAAUGACUUUCAUUUAUUUGGAAGAAUCCGUUUCUUAUUCAGUUCUUCAACAGCUCCUUGGACAGUGUUCAGCAACCCUAAAUAACAAAAACAAUGGCUGCAAACAAGAAUAAAAACCAGAGUUCAUUAGUUCUUCACAAAGUGAUCAUGGUUGGCAGUGGAGGGGUGGGAAAAUCUGCACUUACCCUUCAGUUCAUGUAUGAUGAGUUUGUAGAAGACUAUGAACCUACAAAAGCUGACAGUUAUAGAAAAAAAGUGGUCCUCGAUGGAGAAGAAGUACAGAUAGACAUUCUGGAUACAGCUGGACAAGAAGAUUAUGCAGCUAUUCGAGACAACUACUUCCGUAGUGGGGAGGGGUUUCUCUUAGUUUUCUCCAUAACAGAACAUGAAUCCUUUACAGCCACAGCAGAAUUCAGGGAACAGAUUCUGCGUGUUAAGGCUGAAGAAGAUAAAAUCCCUUUGCUUGUGGUGGGAAACAAAUCUGACUUGGAAGAGCGGAGACAGGUACCCAUUGAAGAAGCCAGAAGUAAAGCAGAAGAAUGGGGUGUCCAGUAUGUAGAGACAUCUGCCAAAACUAGAGCCAAUGUAGACAAGGUAUUCUUUGAUUUAAUGAGAGAAAUAAGAGCAAAGAAGAUGUCAGAAAACAAAGAUAAAAAUGGCAAAAAAAGCAGCAAGAACAAGAAAAGCUUUAAAGAAAGAUGCUGUUUACUGUGAUUACUGAGGAGGAUCAAAUCUGUCAGUUGUCACUGAGGACAUAGAGCUGGAUUCAUGAAAGGAAGACUAUUUCUUUAGUUGUACUUUCGUUUCUUUUAACCUGAUUCAUGCAUUAUUUCUUUAAAUGGGGAAAAAAAAAGGAUUUGUAAAUCAGUCAACAGCUGGCAGAAAAAAAAUGACCCAUAUUCCCUGGAAUGGAACAGCUCUGUCAAUUUUUUUAAAAACUAAAAGCUUAAAAAAAAAAAAAAAAAAACUUAGUAUCACAGCCAGAAAAUAAUCCAAUGUUAAUUUUAAAAAUACUCUAUUGUAGCUUAUGAUAUUUUUCCAGUUUUUUAACCUUAAACCAUUUUAGUCAGAAAUUAAAAUUUUUUUGUUUUCUUUAGGUUUGGGGAAGGAAAACCAGACUUCCAUACACAGCAAUUUAACACUUAACCAUUUUAUUAAGGGCAUUCAGAAAUAAAUUACAAAGCAAAUUAUAAAGCAAAUGGUUUGAUUAUGUUUAAUGACUUAGUAAAAUUGAGUGACUUUUAUAGACAGAUUUUUCUUAGUAUUUCCCAGUAACUAAAAUGUAAAUAUGAGUUUUCUCAACUAGGUCAUUAUAAAGUUCAUAAACCUCAUUCAUACACACUUAAGGUAUGAAAUGUAAUCUGUUCUGGCUUUAUUUUUGUUUUUUUAAUAUUUAAAUAUUGGCUAGUUUUACCCUUAUUGUCUGGUUCUUCCCUAAGUGUUCUAAGAUUGUGUGAGAACUUUAAAACAAAAGUGCACUUUCUCAUACUUUACCUUUUGCAGCUUUUUAAUUAAAAAAUAAACAACCGUUCCACAACACACUUUAAAACUUCAUAUUUAUGCUAACUUCAUACACUCAUUGGCAUUAACAAUUUAACAAGCAUCAUUUUAUCCCCAGAUUAAUUGUCAUUAUUUAAAAAUUAAUACUUUUUUUUAGAGCACUGAUAAAACUCUCCUAUGCAUGUAGUAAAUGUUGCUGGUGCUCUACUUUUUGUUUCUUUACCUUGUGUAGUUUAAUACAAAUUCCUUGAAAGAAUGAUGAGCUACAGUUGUAAUUUAAAAUCAUGAAGCCUAGAGCCAGUGCCAGACAUUUUGCUACCUCUCACAGAAUUACUUAGUAAUUCUAAAUUUAAAUCAGAAAAACAGUGAGGAGAGUGAAGGUAGGUCACUGCCAUGUUCUCUGGUUGCAGUUUUUCAUAUAGUUUUCCUCUGACAGAUAUAUUAACAUUUAGAAAGAGAUUUUUAUUGGUGGAAGAAAUAAGGUUUUGUGUAGCUGUCCUACUUGCUGCUGCCAUAUUCCUAAGUUAAGCAAUCAUGCAAAUUUUACCAGAAGGAAGAAUAAUACGGUUAAAAAAAAAAGUCAAAAGUUAGCAGCCUUUUCUUUUCAGUAAAAAAUGAGACUUCAAGUGUAGGUGCCAAAAAGAAAAAAAGAAAUAACACUUUCUAUUUUAUUGUUACAGAAUUGUAAAGAUUAUGAUUUUGAUUUAGAAAACCAUCUUGUAUAACUUCCCAAUGAAUCAUGAACUUUUUUUUUGGAAUAAAAAAAAGAAAAAAACUUUUGAA
Antechinus flavipes (yellow-footed antechinus) is the source of this 2811-nucleotide messenger RNA. RefSeq names its product RAS like proto-oncogene B (gene RALB). The record is from RefSeq and is a predicted model, not a curated record. Gene Ontology annotation, molecular function: GTPase activity; GTP binding; GDP binding. Lineage: Eukaryota; Metazoa; Chordata; Mammalia; Dasyuromorphia; Dasyuridae. The transcript has 5 exons. Gene Ontology annotation, cellular component: plasma membrane. Bases 622 to 1242 code for a protein of 206 amino acids. Gene Ontology annotation, biological process: Ras protein signal transduction.